Molecule: messenger RNA, 2541 nt
Organism: Stomoxys calcitrans (stable fly)
Lineage: Eukaryota; Metazoa; Arthropoda; Insecta; Diptera; Muscidae
Product: ATPase family gene 2 protein homolog A
Exons: 3
Coding region: 60-2537 (825 amino acids)
Cellular component (GO): cytoplasm
Molecular function (GO): ATP binding; ATP hydrolysis activity
Source: RefSeq, a predicted model, not a curated record
UAAACACAAACUUAGCACAUUGCACUACCGGUGUGUUUUAACUUUUGUAAAAUUCCAAAAUGCCUCCAAAGUCAUCAAAUAAGAAAAGUGCCAGUAAGCCAACUGCAAUAUGGUAUCAUUGUGAUGUAUGUGAAACACACAUAACAGCCAAUGAUAGGGAGGGACAUGAGAGAAUUUGUCCAAUUGGUGAUCAUCAGAGUCAAACAGAUAAAGGGGAGUCUUUGGAGUAUAUACAUUGUGGUACAUUUUAUACAAGUAGCUUGGAGGUCAAGAAAUUCGAAAUUGAAGCAUUGAAGGAUAUGCCAUCGAAAUAUUUGAAUAAUUUGAUAUUUCUGUCUGAGGGGGCAAUGCGUUUGACUGGUAUUCAUAUUGGACAAGAAGUAAUGAUCAAAUCCACCACCGAGGAAGAAAUAAGCCUGAUACGAAACGUAUGGCCAACACCGGAUAAAUUUCUUACCACAGUAUUUGUAAACGAUGAGGAUUACAAACAAAUAUGGUCUUCAUAUGCAGGCCAUAGCUGGCAGAUACAAGCUUUGCCUAAAGACCAACCUAUUAUUGCAAAAACCAUAGUGCUGCAGAUUAUCGCUAAGCCUGGUGAAAUGGAUGACCCACUAAAUGAUCAACAGCUAAAAGAUUUGGGACGCCUUUUAAAGCUGGAAUAUAAAAAUCUGUGUUAUACAAAGGGCUCACAUAUACGAUAUGACUUCUUUAAUAAAAGUUUGGAGCUAAAAGUAAUUGAAGCUACAAACAUGAAGGACGACGCUGUUUAUGAUCUGGAAAAAUCUAUUGAAAAAUUAACUCUGAAUAAAAAUUCAAAUGGAGACAUUUUUAAGAUAGCAAAUUGUACACAGGUCGAUGUUGUGUAUGAAAACAAUGAAAAACAAGCAGAAAAUAAUGAAGAUGCUAUUUCAGUGGUAAAAGAUGACAUUGGAGGUCUUGCAAAACAAUUGGAAAUUAUAGAGGAGGCUAUUGAUUUUGCUUUAGGAUUGCGAGAUAUUCCCAAGGGUGUCAAAAUAUCCCGCAGCUUAUUGGUUUAUGGCUCUUCCGGAUGCGGCAAAACAAUCAUUUGCGAAGCUAUGGCCACAAAAUUAUUGCAAAAACAAUAUGACACCAAAUCCACCUUUCUACCGUUGAUAUUAAAGUUAAAUUCAAGCGAACUAUUCAGCAAAUUUUUGGGAGAAACCGAAAAAAACUUGAAUGCACAAUUUGAUAAAGUUUUCCAUCACUAUCCCCAGCCAUCGUUAGUAAUUAUUGAAGAUGUGCACAAUCUCUGUCCAAAACAUGAAAAUAAUGAGGUUGUAAAACGAGUAGCAAUUGCCUUCUUUAGCAUAUUAGACGCCUUGGCUAUCAAAAAAGAGGCACAAAAAUGUUUUGUUCUAGCCACAACCUCAAAUGUAGAGCUGCUGAAUCCAAGUCUAAGAAGAUGUGGCCGCUUAGAUUGUGAAGUGGAAGUGGCACCACCAUCACCAGAGGGUAGAAAGGAAAUUUUCCGUUGUUUACUAAGAAAAAUCGAAAAUCACCGAUUAACUGAGGAGGAUAUACAGGAAAUUGCUCAAAUUACUCACGGUUUUGUGGGAGCCGACUUAGCAAAUCUGGUCUACAAUGCCACUUUGAAGGCCAUGAAGUUGGGCAACUCUGAUGUUGUACAACUAAAUAUAGGCCAUGUUCGCGAUGCUUUGUUGGUUGUGAAGCCAUCUGCCAUGCGUGAAGUUCUUAUAGAAUGCCCCAAUGUAAGAUGGACUGAUAUAGGAGGACAAGAUGAUUUGAAGUUGAAAUUGAAACAAGCUAUUGAGUGGCCUUUGAAGCAUGCUGAACAAUUUAAACGUUUGGGCAUUAAGCCUCCUAGAGGGCUAUUAAUGUAUGGUCCUCCAGGUUGUUCGAAAACAAUGAUAGCCAAAGCUUUGGCUACAGAGAGUCAGCUGAACUUCUUGUCCAUCAAGGGCCCAGAACUAUUCUCGAUGUGGGUGGGAGAAUCUGAACGAGCGGUCAGAGAAGUCUUUCGCAAGGCUAGACAAGUUGCUCCAGCUAUUAUAUUUUUUGAUGAAAUCGAUGCAAUUGGCGGAGAAAGAGCUGAUGGUUCUUCUGGUGCUUCGGGUAGCUCUGUUAAGGAACGAGUACUGACACAGCUCUUGACCGAAAUGGAUGGCGUUGAAUCCUUGGAAAAUGUUACCAUUGUUGCGGCUACAAAUCGACCCGAUAUGAUUGAUAAAGCCUUGCUGCGUCCUGGACGUAUUGAUCGUAUUGUCUAUGUAGGCCUGCCUGACGACGAAGCUCGGCAGCAAAUUUUCCAAAUCAAAUUACAAAAAAUGCCUCUGGCAGAUGAUGUUAAUAUACAAAAACUUGUGGAUAGCACGAAUGGAUAUUCUGGCGCUGAAAUACAAGCCGUAUGUCAUGAGGCAGCACUAAAAACCCUUGAGGAGAAUUUCGAUGCAUCUUCAGUGACAAUGGCGCAAUUUGAAUACGCAUUGAAUAUAGUCCAACCAAGAACUAGUGCUGAUUUGUUACGUUUGUACGAAGAAUAUAUGAAGAAAACAUAAUAAA